AGCAUAGCGUCGUUUUACCCACUCCCGUUACCCGCCCCUGUAAAAACAUUACACACGAGUGAAAUCAGAGCGAAAAAUAAAAAGACGAGACACAGAAGGCGGUCUAAGCAACAUAGGAACAUGUUCCAAGUUGCUUCGAAUCGGCUGCACGGUUGUUGAUCAUCUCGGAGAAAGUUUGUCGGGGUUGCACCGUUCCGCUCUGCUGCAGGAAGGACUAAGCAAUAUGAUCAAUGUGUAUGACUGCCGCUUCGAAAACCAGCAGGUUUUCAAGAAAACGCUGAAAACAGACGGUUUAGACCUAGAUGGCUUUCUUCAACUUGUGCACAAGGAAUUUGCUGUCCCUUCAGAUCAGAGAUUUGUGUUGGUAACAACUGACAGAACAGUUGUGAAUGAUGGCAAAUAUAAGGAGCUUCAUGACGGCAGCACCCUCUACUUGUUGCAAAACAAGGACCAAGUCCUGCCAGUUGCAACCGAGGAGAACAUCAACUUUGUUCCUCACUACAACACCCUGAUUGAGAGUGGAACGUUUGAGUACUUCGCCGAGGGCCAGAAAUCACUGUCCUGCGCUCUGGCUGAGCUGGUGGACAACGCUCUUUCGGCCACCGCUAAAAACACAGGAGGCAGGACGAUAGAGAUCCAGCUGCUGUUUGACAGAACAUUUGGGAAACCUGCAGUCGUUGUCUUGGAUAACGGGUGCGGGAUGACCUCAAAGCAGCUCAAUAACUGGGCCGUGUACAAACUUUCUAAGUUCAUUAGGGAAAACAGCACAUUUGAAAGUGAAAGAGACGCAUAUGUUCGUCCUGAACCUGUCCCUCGAAGUCUCAACAGCGACAUUUCCUACUUUGGAGUUGGGGGCAAACAAGCAGCUUUCCACAUUGGGGACUCAGUCAGAAUGAUCACCAAGCCAAUCAACUCACCAGAUGUUCAUGAGCUGGUUCUGUCAAAGGAGGAAUUCCAGAAAAAAGAGCAAAACAAAGAGGAUGUUUUCAAAGGGACCAUCUUAAACAGGAAGCCUGGUGACUACUCGCACGUAACAAGCAGCGAGCGCUUUCUACAGGAGGUCAUCAAGGAGGAACCUGGGAAGGAUAGCUUUACUGCUGUUGUCAUCACAGGAGUCUGUCCUGAACACAUCAAAUAUCUGAAGCAGGACUUCUCUGAGUGGACCAGACAGCUAGCGCACAUUUAUCAUUAUUACAUUCAUGGAGCCAACGGUAACCAUAAGACCAACAACUCCCUAAGAUCAAAUGUCAUUCCACAAAUUGAUAUUGUGGUAACUUUGUGUGAUAAACCUUUGUAUAGCAUGAAUCUCAGAAAUGUGGAGGACGACAUGCAGACCUUGUACAUAAACUCAGCUGUAGACACAUUUGAGUUCAAGGUCAAAUCUUCAGAGGGUGGGACAGUGGACGGAGUCCUAAGAUAUCAUCCAUUCCUCUACGACAAGGAGACCUACCCCAAAGAUCUGAAUGUUCUUCAAGCACCUGUGGAGGAAGAUGAUGAUGAGAAUGAGUCUGGAACCAUGAAUCAGGCCAGAGGGAAGAGGGACAUCUUUGAAUGUUUCUGGAAUGGACGGCUCAUCCCUUACACCACAGUUUCUGAGUUUGAUUGGUGCCGUCGGCCCAAUAAAAGUGGGUUGCCUGCAGAGUGUUAUAGCCGCUUCUCUGGGGUGCUUUUCACUGAUGACAAAUUCCGGGUCAAUGCGAGCAAACAGAAGUUUAUGGAUUUGGAGCUGAAAUUGAAGAACAAGGAUACAUUGUUUACCCCUGUUUCUAAUGUUCAGAAAGCCUCAAAAGGUCGUAACAUCCAGAAAGAGUUCACGCAGUGGCUUCAAAACUGCAACAGUCAGUUUGAUAAGCAGGUGAAGUUCCUUGGCUACAUAAAGACUGUGGAACGGAAAGAUCUCCCGACUAAGAAGAUGCAGCAUCCCUGGGCGGUGUUCUCCUCUACUGAGUUAAAUGGCAAAAUAUUAAAAGCAGGGCAAAUUGUGAAAACUCAGAAAACUGUGCCAGUUCUUUUCGGCACAGUGAAUCAUUUUUUGCUGUUUGGAAAUCACGAUGGGGACGUAUUUGCCACCGGCGGACAAGUGGAAAUCAUUCGCGAGCCAGCAGCUCUUUAUGACAAUUCCACCAAGAUCAUACCCAUCUCCAAGAUUGACCUGACCGCCACUACAGAAAGCAUCAAGAAAAACAUUGAGAACGACCUGGACAAGUUGCCAGCAAAGUUGAAUGUUGAUUGGCCAGAAGGCAAUCCUUGGCCACAAAAUGCUGUUUUCCCCUCCGGGACUCCUUUAGGGCCUUUUAGGGUGGAAAUUCUUAACAGAAAUGGAAAAUCGAUCUCAUCCAGGAUUCAAACCGGGGGCCAGGGGACAGGGAUAAAACUGAAUGUGCGACUCACAGUAAUCCUGCAUGGUCCCAAAGGAGAAACAAAGGUCUGUUUACUUGCCCCCUAUAUAGCUAAUCAUGGACACUGGUUCAAAAAAAAUGCAGGAUGCCUGGCCAGCCUGGGGAGGUACAGCCUAACUCUACAAGCUGUGCUACAUGAAAACGGAGCAGAUGUCUAUGGAAACAAAAAGCUCCCGAGCUACGAGCACAAGUUCACAAUCAAAGCGGGAAAUGCAGAGAGCUUUACUGUUGGUACGGUGAACACCUCUCAGCGUGUGGGAGUGCCGUUCAACAUUGCCCUGCAGAUAAAAGAUUGUAACGGGCACUCCACAACUCUUCCUCCUGAGCUCCAGCCUUCUCUUCAGUGCAGUGAUCUGGAACUGAGUUAUGAGACAACCGGCUGGACCGGGAACACCUUCAUCAUCAAAGGCGUCAAAGGCAAAGGGAGAGUCCAGGAUUAUCAACAAUCCAGGAGUUAUGAUCUGAAAGUGACAUUACCCGGGCUAAAAAAUGACACACAGAUUAUCAAGAUCAGUCUCCUUCCUGGCACUCCACAUUCCCUUCAUGUGAAACCUGAGGUAAACCCAGUGAAAGUGGAGAAUGGAAGCCCAGUUAGUUUUAAUGUUGAAGUUCAUGAUGAGGCUGGAAACAUCACUGCCAACCCCAAACAGAUAGUUUGCUGCCAGAUUGAAGAGCUAAAUCUUCCGUUGAUGGUGACAGAUUGCAGCAGCACAGGAGCAAGCCAGAUUGUGACAGAGCCUGUAAACCUGAAAAUUAUCAAUGGAGAGCCACAAAUGCUCAACGUUAGAUUUUACAUGUCUAAUAAGAAAAAUGUUGCCAUCACAAGAGAGCUGAAGGUCAUGCCCAGCUGUCGAGUCUCCCAGAUGGAGCUCUUCUGUCAGGGGGUGGAAAAACUGGAGCUGAAGAAUGAGGAAAAGAUAGAGUGGCAAGCCGGAGGAGUGCUUGAGAACCUGGUCUAUAAGCUAUAUGAUGAGUCUGGCAGGGAGGUGCAAGUCACUCCUGAAAUAGCCUCCAACAUCAAGGUUAACUGGACCAGAGACGUUAAUCUAAGAGCCUUGGUAAAGGGAAGGCUGCCAGAUGUGCAAGUUCCUACGAAAGUGCAGGAAGCACGCUUCCACCAGGUUUCCUACCAGGAUCAGAGUGUGUCUUUCUGCUUUACUAUUGUGCCUCGUCCUGAUGAACCAGCGCGAUUAAAGGCAACUGUACCAGAAAACACAGUGAGGCUUGGUGAAACCUUUGCUGCACCCAUAAAGUUGGAGCUUGUGGAUCAGUACGACAAUGUCACAAAGGAGCUGACCUCUGCUUGUGUGAAGUCAAUGACUGUGGAGGCGGAGGGUCUAGACAAAACAAACAUCGCGUUCAUAUGGCAGGAGAGCAUCAGUUCUGUUGCAGUCACUGGAGUGCGUUUCCACUCAGGGCCUCUGGGGCCCAGAGAGGUUUGCUUCAGCUACAGCGACUACACAGAAGUCGUCAUCAUUAAAGUGACAGCAGGAAUCCCCAUCAAGCUUAAACUCCUCAGCGGGCCUAAGCCGCCCUUGCAGGUCUUGAAUGGCCAUGGUAUUCCCACACCAUUCCUCCUCCAGCUGUGUGAUGAGUGGGGAAACCCCUCCCCAGACCAGAGAGUGGUGGUAGAGGUAAGAUCAUCACCUUCAACAGUAAAGGUGACGACAUCUGUUCUUUCACAACCUGUGGACGCGGAAGGAAAAGCCUCCUUCACAGUUCAUACUGUAAAAGGGUCAAAAGGGUACUAUCAACUAGAGUUUAAAGGUUGCUUUAACAAAAAUCCCAUCGCUGGUCCAUAUGUGAACUUCAAUAUCGUCCCUGAUCCCACCAAACCUGUCAAACUGUCAGUAAACUACGACACCAAUGCCAGGCUUCCUGCUGGAGGCACAUUUCCGGUUUUCUCGGUAACCGUCAUGUCUGAGGUAGGCAGUCCGAUGGCAACUUUCAAUCCUGCUGAUCUGUCCAUGUGGUGGUGGAAGGGAGUUUCACCGUCACGGCCAGAAACAGCAACUGAGCUGAAGUGCAGUAAACCAAUGCAAAAUGAGAAGAAGGACUGUUAUCACUUUAGAGAUAAAGAAAUCCCACAAAGCACAGGGAAGUACACCAUACAGUUCUCUCUGCGUAUUGGAGAAACAGGAGUCCUGCUCAGUAAUCAGAUUAGUGUAAAUAUUGUGGCCAAUCGACCCGUCAAGCUGGGACCUGAAUGUCAGCUGCAAACCCGAGUUGUUUCCUACAGCAAGGACAUCGCCAGCCGAAUCUUAGUGGAGAACAUCGCUCUGAAGAUUAUGGAUCAGCAUGGUAACCCAGCCGGGCAAGACCUGAACGGGAAGGUGCUGGUCUCCAUAAAGUGUCCUGAUGGGAAACCAAGCAGAACCCUCCCUCUGUUUGAAGGGAAAACCAGAACUAUUGACUUUGUCUUGAAAGAGGGAAGCACCUACAUCAAUAGGCUGGCGAUCAUGGAGGAUAGUCCUGGAGAGAAUGGAAGCAGAUAUGUUCUCUCCUUCAAACCCGAAGUGACGAUGCCUCCCACAUCGCUGAGUCCUUUUGAACUUCCAUUCCAUUUUUACAACGACUCUGAGAACCAACUAAAAAUGUCUGAACUGACAAAGAAGAAGGAUGAGCUGAUAACUCAUUAUAAGAAAUUGGAAGAAGCAUGUUCCUCGUACUUCGAUUUGCGUAACAUGCUCACGAGUCAAGUCCUGGAUAUAAACAAAAAGGAGACGGCCCUCAGAGACAGGUUGAAGAGAAGCCAUAUAUCAGUUUCACGACCUUUACUUAUCCCAGAAGUUGACAGAUUUCUGGAAGAAAAGACCGCUGAAAAGAGAAGAAUAGAGAGGAUUCCCAGGAGAGUGUUUUCAAUCCCUAACAACUUCAGUGGGCCAGAUGUUCUCGGGAAGGUUGGCCACCUUGCUGUUGUUAGUGAUGAUGCUGCUGCCUGGGUCAUCUCCUGGCACCUGUCCGGAGACAUGGACUGCGUCAUCACCAGGACGACAGCAGAAGCUCAGAGUAUCUACCAUAACGAACAUGGCAGACAGCAGGUCAUGGCCCUCGACAGCAUUUUUGUUCAAGGAAACAGGCCUCUGCCUCACAUAAGAAAUGGACUAGAACUUUUCAAUCCUUCCGGGAACCCGCUCUACGCGAGGAACCUGCUGAUUUAUCCCAACGAAAAGCAGAGCUGUGAGCUUGUGUUUAAAAACCUCCUCGGUGACACUAUUCUGAUGGACGACUUGGACUCUGCCACCAACUACAGAAAGGCGGUUGUAGAGAACAGGAUACCGUGUCCCACCAUAUUGACCCGACAGGGGAACCGGCUCAGUGCCAGGGGCAAAUUUGGGGGCACACAGAACAUUGCACCACCAAAAGAUAGGGUGAAAAUGUUUGGAGCACCUCUACCACAACGCUACUACACACUGCAGGAAGAAAUAGAGUUGCUCUGUCAGUAUAAAUCAGUGUUGGUGAAGAAAAAAGAUGCGGAAGAUGAACGCGAUGACUUGAUAAAGAAGUCUCUUGAACAGGCACAAAAGCAACAAAAAAUGAAGGAGAUAACGGAGCAGCUUGAGGAGAUUGAAAGACAGCUUGCAGCAGCAGUGAGACCAGGUAAACGAGCGGCUGAAAAUAUUUUGGAGCCCUUUGGCCUCAUGAUGAAACGCCCAAGACAAAAAUCCAUGCAGGUGCAACAGGCACUUUAGCUUCACUUGUGUUUUGGCAAAAACUCCUUUUGUAUUUUUCUUUUCUUUUUGGUCAAUUUUGAAUGUUUUAAGAGCGUAAUGUUUACAAGUUUAAAUGUGAAUUUCUAAGUCUGGCAGAUUUUUGUAUCUGAAGUUUUUCACCUUUCAAAAAUAAACUAAUGUUUAGAAACAGUA
This is a messenger RNA of Girardinichthys multiradiatus, 6265 nucleotides long. RefSeq names its product structural maintenance of chromosomes flexible hinge domain containing 1 (gene smchd1). Bases 224 to 6091 code for a protein of 1955 amino acids. The transcript has 47 exons. Lineage: Eukaryota; Metazoa; Chordata; Actinopteri; Cyprinodontiformes; Goodeidae. Gene Ontology annotation, biological process: chromosome organization; double-strand break repair. The record is from RefSeq and is a predicted model, not a curated record. Gene Ontology annotation, cellular component: chromosome. Gene Ontology annotation, molecular function: ATP binding; protein binding.